Molecule: messenger RNA, 1450 nt
Organism: Nematostella vectensis (starlet sea anemone)
Lineage: Eukaryota; Metazoa; Cnidaria; Anthozoa; Actiniaria; Edwardsiidae
Product: syntenin-1
Exons: 8
Coding region: 144-1049 (301 amino acids)
Cellular component (GO): cytoplasm; plasma membrane
Molecular function (GO): protein binding
Source: RefSeq, a predicted model, not a curated record
GAACAUUACGUAGCGCAUCUAAAAAUAGCCCUCCGCAGCAUCCUUCGAGUCAGCGAUAUAAGCUAGUUUCGCAAGUGUCUCACACAAACAUUGAAGCUAAAACUUCGCGUCGUACGUACGAUUUUGAACAAGAAAUCAUCAAAAUGUCGCUUUAUCCAUCCCUAGAAGAUAUGAAAGUCGAUCAGAUGGCCCAAGCACAGGCCCAGCAUAUGCAAGCUCAGCACCAAGCCAUCGCAGGACCACCUCAAGGUAUGCCAAGUGCAUCUGCCGCACCAGGUCACAGCAGCCUUUAUCCAUCCCUCUCUGACUACAUGGGCAUAGAGGUCACCGAAGAAACAGUCAGGCAACAUGUCCCUAACUACAUGGCCAUCGUCCCAAGUGCUGGCCAAGCUCUUGCCACCCCUGGCACUGGGACGAGUGGGAUCGUUGCACCUGUAACUGGCUCGAAUAACUUGAAUCUCCGCCGUGCAGAGAUCAAGGGCGGUGUUCGUGAGGUCAUCCUAUGCAAGGACAAUGAGGGAAAGCUUGGUUUAAGAGUGCGUGCUGUCAACAAGGGUAUCUUUGUUGCAUUUGUACACAAGGAUUCUCCUGCAGCCCUGGGAGGAUUGCGGUUUGGAGAUCAGAUCCUACAGAUUGAUGGCGAGAACAUGGCUGGCUUUGAUACUGACAAGGCCAUGAAGAGACUCAAGAAUGCCUCCCCUCAACGAGUGGUGUUUGCUGUCCGAGACAGACCGUUUGAGAGAACUAUUGUGCUCCAGAAGGACAGCACUGGACACGUAGGAUUUGUUUUCAAGAAUGGAAAAAUCACACAGAUUGCCAAAGAAACAUCUGCCGCAAGGAAUGGCUUGCUUAUUGAACAUCACUUGAUAGAGGUCAAUGGACAGAAUGUAGUCGGACUCAAGGACUCUGAGAUCAAGACAAUCCUGGAGAAAUCAGACAGAUCUGUCACCCUAACCAUCAUCCCAAGCUUCAUCUGUGAGCACAUAAUGAAAUGUAUGGCUGGUAGUCUUGUCAAGAAAGCUAUGGACCACUCCAUCCCAGAUGUUUAAUUAACAAUAAUGAUCCAACACCUGGGAUAAAUCUCCAGGCAAUUCAGUAGCUCAAAGCUUUAAAUAGCAAAAUGAAGUAGAGUUGACAUGGGGAAGUAACUUUUACCACUGCCAUAGUUAUGUUUGUGAUUGACAGACCAUUUUGGGUAUUUCCAGCUGUAUUAACCCCCAACAGAACAUUUGUAAUCUAAAUUUUAUUCAUGUUACAUAUAAUGGUCAAACAUUGAUUCUUACAAAACAUGAAUUUAUUUGAAGUGUUAGUGCAUAUUAGAAACAAUUGUAUAUAGUCUAUAAUUACAUCAUAGAAUAAUAACCUGAUUAACAAGUAUUAUUAUGCCACCCCAAUAGAUAAAAAAAAUGUAUUAAUGCUUAUUUUCUAGUAAACUUGACAAAAUAUUGUU